AUCGCCCGCAGCAGGGGGGUGGCCCACGGACGGGGAAGGAGGCUCGUGUCUAGUUUUCAGCAUCCCGCAGCGUGGCGACUCCGCUGGUGGCGGGAAGCGGCGCGCCCAGCUGAGGGCGUCCCCGGGGCGGGGCCUGGUCCCCAGCUGUGCAGCCUCUGCUCGGCGGGGAGGAACCCGCGGCGCCCAGAUGCGGCUGGGGUGGCGCAGGGCUCGGACCCCGGCUGAGAAGCGCACCCAGGGCCAGCGAGAAGCGCGGGGAGCAGGGCGGCGGGGAUAGGCGCACCCGGUUUCCUCCGGGCGUCCUGGAUCAGCGCCCCUCCGGAUCACGGUUCGUUUUGUCCGGCGAGUCCGUUUGGCUCUAACUUUUCCGGCGGGGCUGGCUGGGUUAGGGGACCGCGCUAGCCCAGAGUUUGGGAUGCUGCGCAGCAGCAGGCAAAAUGAAGGACCGGCUUGCAGAGCUUCUGGAGUUGUCCAGGAGCUAUGACCAGCAGUUCCCAGAUGGGGAUGAUGACUUUGACGCUCCUCACGAAGACAUCGUGUUCGAGACCGACCACAUCCUGGAGUCCUUGUACCGGGUCAUCCAAGACAUCCAGGAUGAAAACCAGCUGCUGAUGGUAGAUGUGAGGCGCCUGGGGAGGCAGAACGUCCGCUUCCUCACCUCCAUGCGGCGCCUCAGCAGCAUCAAGCGCGACACCAACUCCAUCGCCAAGGCCAUCAAGACCCGUGGUGAGGGUAUCCACCAGAAGCUGCGCUCCAUGAAGGAGCUGAGCGAGCAAGCGGAGACCAGGCACGGCGCACAGUCGGCGGUGGCUCGCAUCUCGCACGCGCACUACAGCGCUCUGGCCCGCGCCUUCCAGCAAACCAUGUACGAGUACAACCAGGCCGAGAUGAAACAGCGCGACAACUGCAAGAUCCGCAUCCAGCGGCAGCUGGAGAUCAUGGGCAAGGACGUGUCGGGCGAGCAGAUCGAGGACAUGUUCGAGCAGGGCAAGUGGGACGUGUUCUCCGAGAACCUGCUGGCCGACGUGAAGGGCGCUCGGGCGGCGCUCAACGAGAUCGAGAGCCGCCACCGCGAGCUGCUGCGCCUGGAGGGUCGCAUCCGGGACGUGCACGAGCUCUUCCUGCAGAUGGCUGUGCUGGUGGAAAAGCAGGAGGACACGCUAAACGUCAUCGAGCUCAAUGUGCAGAAGACCCUGGACUACACCGGCCAGGCCAAGGCGCAGGUGCGCAAGGCGGUGCAGUACAAGAAGAAGAACCCCUGCAGGACCAUCUGCUGCUUCUGCUGCCCCUGUGUCAACUAGCAGCUGCCUUGGGCCGCCACUGCCCGUGGCUGGGUGGGAAACAUGUCCAGGAAGCCACUCAAAGGCAUCCUGCACUGGGCCGAGGGAAAGGGUCCCAACGCCUUGCCGAGGAGUUCAGAGCGUAGAGAAAGGAAGUUGGGGUUGGGAUGCACUGGCCUACCAGCAUAGUUGUUAGCAUCCUAUGGUUGGUUGAUGUGGGCAGAUUACCACUGCAGUUGUGUGGCGUCAUUAUAGGAUACACAGCGCUCACAUCACAGGGAGGAGCUGACGUUGCUAAGAUCGGCGUUUUGAAGACUACGGUGAACAUACGCGCGUACUGUGAGCACAUUAUCAAAACUUGCCUUCGUUUAUCCUUUCUAGAAAGCUCCUUGGUGCUAUUCGACUUUGAGUGACAUUCGUUUGAGUAUUCUUUUCGAAUAACGCUGACCUUGGGUAAACGAUUUCAUUCACUUCUGAUUAUCUAUUUUUGUUGUGUGAGUCCUAUGUGGAAACAUUCCUUGGCUCACUUCCCCUCCUCCCUAAGCUGCACUGACCACUGUUUCCUUAUCACUUUUUUUUCCUUUUAUCACUUCCACCAGUAUAUAUAUAUAUAUAUAUAUAUAUAUAUAUAUAUAUGAACAAUUUUCCAAAUAUUUUUAAGCACCAGAUUGAACACGCAUUCAAGUUGAACUUUGUAUCAGUCAACAUUUUAUAUAUUUUCACAGACGACAUUUAUUUAAAACUUAUCUUUGUACUUCGUUUCCUACAAAUAUGUGUGUUAAUGUAAGUAAUAUUCAAUCACAUGUACAUAAUGUGCAAGUGGAGCAAACUGUGCUUUCGUAAAUUCUGUCUAUGAACAAGAACGUUUUCUGCGAGUGUCAGUAUUAGCUGAUUGUUCUGAGUGUAGCUCAUUCCUGUCUGCGCAGCUCAGUUUGGGUCAAACUUUAUUUUGAACAAGUGUGUGCUGUCAUUAGUGAAGAUAGGUGAAAAAGUUUGAAAACACAUGAAACAACUAGCAAUACUAAACUGUUCUUGGAAAUUUAUCUUACUGUGAACCAUUCCUUUCAUAUAUUAAAGCAGAGAGAUUUAAAGUGGAAUAAUCUUGUUUUUCAAAUAAGUCUAAUAAAUGUGACAUUAUAACUAUCUUUUUCUGUAUCCAUGUCUUGACCCACGGAGGCUAAAUUGUCUUUUUCAUUGCUGUUCAUAACUAUAAUAUCUGCAUGAAACUCUAAACAAAGGAUAAACUCAAGGAGUUUAGAACAGAAUGCCCGAGUACAGUUUUCACAGUCAUUUAGAAGAAUCAACUCUCAACUCCUACCCAUUCUUUAAUACACGAGUAAUUUUGGCUAAGAGUCCUGUAUCUUAAGUUCUUAAGAAGGAAGGGUUUUAAAAGAGAAGAAAGAGGAAUGGGAACUCUUUGGGGCCCUUUGAUCUUCUUGUGAGAGAGUAAGUGGCCCUGUGCAUAGGCUGCUCUUUACAGUUUGGCGGGAAACUGUAAAAACUGAGCACCGCCAGGCUCUCCUCACACUUUGCCCAGUUUAUUUGUCAACUCACUACUGGGAUGCUUCCCUUCCUUCAACUCACUACUGGGAUGCUUCCCUUCCUCGAAGGAAGAGGAGGAAGUUCCCACAGGGCCCCAUGUCCUAGUUUUUACUGUAGAGAAGAGAGAGUCUGUCUAUGGAAACUAGAUAUUUUCUGCAAGAAGAAACAGUUCAUGAAUUUAACUUACAGGAAGGAACUCUGGAAGAAAUUUUCUUUCUUCUUUUAGAACCAUUAUGAAAGUAAACAACUUUCUGUGCCUGCUAAUUUUCUUUUUUCAAGACAGAGCCUCACUAGAUAGCCCCAACUGACUUAGUACUCACUAUACAGGCCAGGCUGGUCUUAAACUCAGAGAUCUAUCCUCCUGCCUCUGCCUCCUGAGGGCUGAGUUUAAAGUCGUGUUCCAGCACACCAGGUUAGAACACUUCUUUCCUAAAUAAUCCUAACGAUUAUGUUUUCACAGUGGUGACUGUUCUAUCCUGUUUGUUUCUGCUCGGCUUUGCUAUUUUGUUCUGUUCUACUCUUCUAUUCCAUCCUAUUCUACUCUUUUCAUUUCUGCUCUAGGCCAUGCCAUGCUAUUCUGUCAUAUCCACAAAAAAUCAUUUCAACACAGUUUGGCAAAAGUUUUUUCCUGAUGCUUCCCAAGACCUGGAUCAUAAGCUCCAUGAGGAGUUCUGGAAAGUCAUCCAAGCUGGAGCACAGAUCUCAUAUCCUACCAUAACACCCCACAGCUCUUCCAAGAGGUAACAGUGAAAUGGCAGCUUUGGCCUUUGAAAAGGGUGUUCAGAGUCCCUGAGUGAUGAAGCACGGUUGGCUCCUCCUCCUUGAUAUUCACUUGACAGACCCUGAGAAGUGACAUUGGGCAAACUCCAAACACUAACGCCAUAUUGAGGGCAGCAUGAAAAAAUGGUCACAAAGAAAAUUCUAAAGAGCAGAAGAUGGGCCCAGAAGAUAAAUGCAUUUACCUCUGGGUUUGGUGACCUGAAUAACACCCCUGAAUCCUACAUGUUAGAAGGAGAGACCUGACUCUCACAGGUUGUCUACACACAAAAAUAAAUGAGCAAAUAAAUAAAUAGGCAUAAGUAAAUGAAUAAACAAGCAUAAACAUUUGUAGUUAAUAUAAGAGUUUGAAACAGUUGUAAUCAGAAUAACAAGCAGCCUUACUCCAAAUAACAGCAUUGAAAAUCACUGCAAUUAAUGCAGCAUGACUAUUAGAAACAGAGUGUGAGAAGCCAGGAGAAAGCCAUUUUCAUACCAUCUUGUCUUUAUUCCCAACACAUGUUAUGGAAUGGACAAUUAUCCUUAUACAGAAGAAACUCCUGCUUUAACAGUGUGUUCUCUUUAAUUUGUAACACUAUUUUAAGCUAUUAAUUUGUUUGUAGGUGUGCAAAGAGAGGUACCUUCAACAGAAGUCAUCAAACUGGAAAUAGAUGUCAGCAGCUGGAAAUUUUACCCUAUAUUUUUAAAAAUUAAUUUUCUAGUUAGCAUAUAAAAUAGUGCUUUUUAAGUUAAUGCACAUGAUAAUGGGAUUCAAUAUGGCAUUUUCACACAUGUCAUUUUAUUUUGUUCUUUCUCAUCCCUCUCACCUCACCGUCUUCUCACCUCCACCCAUCCUUUACACCUCUUGCUGGUCCCUUUCCUCCCCUCAAAUUAUAACACCCCCUACACUGCCUUUUGCUCUUAGGUUACAUGCAUUUUGUUACUCUGCUUUUCUUCCUUCCUCUUACCUCCAUUAAGAUCUCUUCCUCCAAGACAAUCCAAACAGUCCUGAUGAGACUUAACAAGCUAUGGGUGGAAAUAGUGGAGAACGCCCCCUUUCGGUGGACUAGGGGAAGGCGAUGAGGGAAGAAGGAAGAAGGGUGGGACUGGGGGGAAUUAAAGGAGGGGUCUUCAAUCCGGAUAUAUAAUAAAUAAAUUGUGAAAAAAUAAAAAUUAAAAAAAAAUUUAAAAAGAUGUCUUCCUCCUUUCUUUUAUUUAUUUAUGAAACAUACACACACACAUACACACACAAUGGAAUUAAGGGAUUUAAAUCUAGACUCUGAAUACAGAAGAAAGCAUGUAGUAUUUGUCUCUCUGAGUCUGGUUUAUUUGGGGGGUUGGUUCUUUUUAUUUUUGAGACAGGGUUUCUCUAUGUAACCUUGAAUGUCGUUAAACUCACUAUGUAGAUUGUGAAUUUAAGGCUGGACUUAAAAAAGAUUUGCCUAACCCUGGCUUCCAAGUUCUGGGAUUAAAGUGUGUCAUCAUGCCUGACUGGAGUCUGCCUUAUUCCAUUUAACAUACUGAUUUCUACUUUCACCCAUUUCCCUAAAAAUGUCAUGAUUUCUUCACAACUGAAUAAAAUCCC
Messenger RNA from Meriones unguiculatus (Mongolian gerbil), 5163 nucleotides. RefSeq names its product syntaxin 11 (gene Stx11). Gene Ontology annotation, cellular component: SNARE complex; synaptic vesicle; presynaptic active zone membrane. The record is from RefSeq and is a predicted model, not a curated record. Gene Ontology annotation, biological process: exocytosis; synaptic vesicle fusion to presynaptic active zone membrane; intracellular protein transport. The coding region runs from base 438 to 1301 and encodes 287 amino acids. The transcript has 2 exons. Gene Ontology annotation, molecular function: SNAP receptor activity; SNARE binding. NCBI's taxonomy places the organism in Eukaryota, Metazoa, Chordata, Mammalia, Rodentia, Muridae.